AUGAACGUGCGCCCGCCCAUAGAGUCGUCAAGCCCGACGGCCGUGCUAUCCGUCUCCUUCAACAGCGAUUCCAGUUGUUUCGCCGUCGGCCUGGAGUCUGGCAUAUGCAUCUUUCACACCAAGUCCUGCCUCCUCAAGGCAUCCAGAGACUUUAAUGCUGGCAUUGGUCUCGUGCAGAUGAUGGGCAAGACCAACUAUCUCGCCCUCGUUGGCGGCGGCAAGUCACCCAAGUUUGCCAUGAACAAGGCCAUUGUAUGGGACGAUAUGAAGGGCAAGGUCGCGCUUGAAAUCGCCGCGCUCAGCCCCAUCCGAGGCGUCCGACUCGGCCGGGAGCGCAUCGUCGUCGUCCUCCAAACCAGCGUACGGGUCUACUCCUUCGCCAAGCCCCCCGAUUUGCUGCACGUUUACGAGACCGCCGAUAACUUUCUAGGCUUGUGUUGCUUGUCCGAGAACAAAGCGGCUUUCCCUGGCCGGACGCCCGGUCAUGUCCAGCUGGUGGACCUCGUCACGGGCAGCGUCAAUAUCAUCCCGGCGCAUUCGUCUGCCCUCAAGGCCCUUCAGCUGAGCUGCAACGGAGAGCUUCUGGCGAGUGCCAGCGAGACCGGCACUCUGAUCCGCGUCUACGCCACCAGCAACUGUGCCCGGAUCGCCGAGCUCAGACGUGGCAUCGACCCAGCCACCAUCUUCUCCCUUGCCUUUUCCCCCUCAGGCGCCAUGCUUGCCUGCACGUCGGACAAGUCCACCCUCCACAUAUUCGAUAUUCCCAAUGCCCGCUGGCAAUCCGCGAGCAGGGGCCAGCAGUCGAGCGCUUCGGGAGCCGACAACGAUGUCGGGAAAUGGGGCAUCCUGGGCAGGAUCCCGCUGAUGCCGCGCGUCUUCUCUGACGUAUACUCCUUCGCCUCGGUCCCCUUCGAGGCGGGCGACGACGCCAUGGUCGGCGGAAUUCCCUUCUCCGAGGGCACAGUCCUGGGCACGACGAGACCGCCCAAGGGCGUCAUCGGGUGGAUCAGUGACGACAGCCUCGCCGUCGUCGGAGCUGGCCAAGACGCCAGGUGGGAGAAAUUUGUGGUGCUCGACGGCGACGACGGCAAGCGACACUGUGUGCGGGAAGGCUGGAAACGAUAUCUGGGAAACACGUGA
Hirsutella rhossiliensis is the source of this 1140-nucleotide messenger RNA. Its product is annotated as SVP1-like protein 2. Gene Ontology annotation, molecular function: phosphatidylinositol-3-phosphate binding; phosphatidylinositol-3,5-bisphosphate binding; protein binding. Gene Ontology annotation, cellular component: cytosol; phagophore assembly site membrane; extrinsic component of membrane. Bases 1 to 1140 code for a protein of 379 amino acids. NCBI's taxonomy places the organism in Eukaryota, Fungi, Ascomycota, Sordariomycetes, Hypocreales, Ophiocordycipitaceae. The record is from RefSeq and is a predicted model, not a curated record. Gene Ontology annotation, biological process: protein localization to phagophore assembly site; autophagy of mitochondrion; nucleophagy. The transcript is spliced from 4 exons.